AUGUGGGAGGAGGGUGGCUACUUAACCUGGAGAAAGGAAGGGAAGGCAAGGCUGAAGUGGGAGAGCCUGAACUUGACGAUCUUCUCCCACAGCCGGGAGAAUCGGGAAGUUGUAGAGAGGAACACAUUGAGGCUUGACCCCAAGUCAAUUCAGCGAGCACUUGUUAAGUGCCUGCUGUGUGCCAUUCUCGGGCUAACCCCGGUGGUACAAGAAAGGCCAGGAAGAAAGUGGUUUGAUAGCAGUUUCAGUCUGAAAUCAAAUUCUGAUAGAUACUUGAAAGUUCCAACAGAAGAGUUACCUCAUCUUUGCGAUAUAUGUGGCCAAAGCUUCAAAAAAAAUUCAGACUUAAUUAGCCAUCAGAGAAUCCAUACUGAAGAAAAACUUUAUAAAUCUAAUGUAUAUGAAAGUGUACUCAGGAAGAACUCUGCUCUUUAUGGAUAUCAAAGAAUUCACAGUGGACAGAAACCUUUUCUGUGUAAGGAAUGUGGGAAAACUUUUAGUCAGAGUUCUAACCUUAUUGAUCAUCAGAGUACACACACUGGAGAAAAACCCUAUGAAUGUAAUGAGUGUGGAAAAGCCUUCAGUUUGAAUUCAAAUCUUAUUAAGCAUCAGAGAAUUCAUACUGGUGAAAAACCUUAUGAAUGCAAAGAAUGUGGGAAAGCCUUCAGUGAAAGUUCUAAUCUUAUUAAACACCAGAGAAUUCACACUGUAGAAAAGCCCUAUGAAUGCAAAGAUUGUGAGAAAGCUUUUAGUCAAAGCUCACACCUUAUCAGACACCAGAGAAUUCAUAUUGAAGAACUGCGAUAUGAAUGUAAGGAAUGUUAUAAAUUCUUCUAUGUAUGCUCAUCUUUUAUUCAACAUCAAAUAAUUCAUUCUAUACAGAAGCCCUAUGAGUGUAAUGAAUGUGGGAAAUUUUUCAACCAGAACUCUAACCUCAUUAAGCACCAGAGAAUUCACACUGAUGAAAGACCAUAUGAAUGUAAUGAAUGUGGGAAAACUUUUAGUAUCCAUUCAUCUUUUAUUCGGCAUCUUAAAAUUUACACUGGUGAGAAACCCUAUGAGUGUAAAGAAUGUGGAAAGACAUUCAACCAGAAUUCUAAUCUUAAUAAGCAUCAGAGAAUUCAUACUGGGGAAAAACCUUAUGAAUGUAAUGAAUGUGGAAAGAGAUUCAACCAGAAUUCUAAUCUUACUAAACAUCAAAAAACUCACAUUGCACAGAAACCCUUUCAUUGUAAUGAUUGUGGAAAAGUCUUCAGUAUAAAUUCAUUAUUUCUUCAGCACCAGAGAAUGCAUAGUAAAGAAGAUCCUAAUGAACAAAAUGAAUAUGAAAUACCAUUUGAGUGCAACAAAUGUGGGAAAGCCUUCAGUCAAAAUGGAAACCUUAUGAGACAUCAGAGAUUUCACAUUGGUGAGAGGUCUUUUGAGUGUAAUGAAUGUGGAAAAACCUUCAGUCUGAGUUCUAACCUCAUUAAAUACCAGAACAUUUCUGGAGUAAAAUGUGAAUGUAAUGAAUGUGGAAAAAUCUUCAAUGAGAGCUCUAAUUUUAUUAAACAUCAGAGAAUUCACAAUGGGGAAAACUAUGAUUAUAAUUCUCACUGAUUGCUCAAAACAAUUCAUCAUAAAAUUCAUACUAGACAACAUGAGUAGUACUGACUUACUAUUUCCAUUCAGUAUAGGACCCUUAAAUAAAAUAAAAUUGAGAAAGCCUUCUAAGGUCAACUUAGAGCUCUAAAGCAGCCUUAUUAGAGAUAAAUCCUGUAGUAAAAUUGCAAAUUUGUGACUUCAUUUUGCUAAUUCAGCUCACAAGGAUAUUUGUUGACUUCUUGGUGAGCUCCCCCUGUAAUUUGUAUUCUUAAUAUGACUUUUUCGUCAGACAAAUGAAAAUUGGCCCAUUACUAAAAUCUUUAUGAAUUUAAUUAUAAAAUCAUAAGAUUUAGAGCUAGAAGGAACCUUUAGAGAACAUAUAGUUUAACUGCUUAAUUUUUUAGAAAUAAUGACAAAGGGAUAGAGAAAUUUAGUAACCUGCCUAGAGUCAUAUGGAAGGUAAAUAGUAGGGCAAAGAUUCAAACCUAAUUCCUAUCUCCAAAAUUCAAUUUUUUUAAAUAACUUUCCAAAAAAAAUUUUUGGACACUCCACUAUAUCUUGACAUUAUUAAAAAAAAAAAGUAUAAGGAACAAAUGUGACUAAAACAAAUACCGUUAGGCCCAUUUAAACACUGAGUUUCAAGAUACUGUAAUAUGAUUUUUCAAAAGUUUUAUUUUAAGAGACAAUAAUAAUAAUAACUGACAAUUUUAGAAAUUUUAAGGUUUGAAAAAUAUUUUCCAUACAUUAUCUUGCUUGACUUGGAACAACAAUCAACCCAGUGAGGUAUAGACUAGGUAUUAUUAUUUUCGAAGAGGAAACAGGAUAGAGAAGUUGUGACUUAUCCAUUGACACACAGCCAGAACAUGUCAAAUAGGAUUCAAACCAAGUCUUGACUCCAAGCUUAUUAUUACACUAUGCUGACUCUAUAAUGUUAAUUUUUAAUAUCCUAUUUCUGUAUCUUCUCUGAUGAAGAAACUUUUUUUCAUUUACUAUGGUAAACAAUUUUUUUCCCUACAUACAUUUUGUUUUCAAAAUGUUUUGCUUUGUUGGAGGACUAAUUUUCCUUAACUGAGGGCACUUGUAUUUGAAUCCACGGUUAGGGCCAUUAAGCUGUUAAAAAUAACUGGUAUUGAGACAUGUAGCUUCACUUAAAUCAUAGAGUAGAUGAGAUUACAAAGUAAUAUGGGGAUAAAAAGGAAGUGAGAAACGAACACUUUUUCAUUGGAGAAUAAGGGACGAGAAGUAGUUCCAAAAAUGAUUCCCUAAGCUCAUAUAGUGUUAUUGUGGAAAAGCAGGGGUAAAGGCUUUGAUAUUAGGUUGGACUGACUCCAUAUCUACUGUUCUUUCAUUGCACCACCUGAAUCCCUGAAGAUUUGGGUUUAGGACCCAGCUAUCUAAUGUACUUGAAAGUGUGUGCGUGUGAAAAAGGAUGGAAUUUGGUGUCCCCUUUUUCCCAACUAAUUGAUAUAAAGUAAGGAGGCAAAUAACAGAGCUAAGGAGAUACUUAUUUAGUAGCGCAAAGAAUUCAUUCUGUCAUGCCUGUGUGAACUGGAAGUGGAGUUUGGCAUCGACAAACCUUAGUGAUACCUUUUGAACAGCUGAGGAAUUCAUGGCAGGGAUCAGCUUUGUGGAAUGUGACCCCUGUGCCUCUCCCGGUGGACAGAGAGGGAGAGGAGGUUCUCUUCUCAGCAUCCCUCCAGCAGCACCACCAUUGGCUAUGAUCAUGGUCUUGUAGUGGAGCUACUUGUCCAGCCUAGCAGGAAACACCACCUCCAUCAGAAAAAGGAGUUCAGUUGAACAUCCAAGAAUAUAGAAUCUUAAUACUUCAUUGUCUCUGAUAUCUGUCCUUUUCUAAGCUUACAUCAGUUAGAAGGGAGGGCAAUGAAACAGACUCCUAUCCCCUCAGAAAUCUCUCUAGUUAUAUGAACAUAAACACCUCCCUGAAACUGUUCCCUUAUUUGUAAAAUAAUAUUUUGUCUACUUGUAGAGUUGCUGUGGGCAAAUCACUUAAAUCCUUAAAAUUUGCCCCCAAAAGGGCAAAUCCUUAAAACACUAUACAAAUGUGAAAUAAUACAACUCCUAAUAUUAUUAAUAAAUGACAUAUAAGGGAUUCGAAGCAUUUUGUUAACCCUAAAGUGCUAUAUACAUGCUCUUAGUUGGACUGAAGCACUGGAACGUAUACCAAUUCUAAAAUUAGGGUUUUAUUAAAUUUUAAAGGUUUAAAAUUAUGUAUGGGUUCUUAGGCAUUUCUUUUCAUAGUUACCCUAAAAGACAAUAUAUACAUAUAUACUGUCAUAUAUAUACAAAUAUAUACAUAUGUAUAUGCA
Molecule: messenger RNA, 3911 nt
Organism: Antechinus flavipes (yellow-footed antechinus)
Lineage: Eukaryota; Metazoa; Chordata; Mammalia; Dasyuromorphia; Dasyuridae
Product: zinc finger protein 883-like
Exons: 2
Coding region: 1-1599 (532 amino acids)
Cellular component (GO): nucleus
Source: RefSeq, a predicted model, not a curated record